Triticum aestivum (bread wheat) is the source of this 3724-nucleotide messenger RNA. Its product is annotated as receptor kinase-like protein Xa21. Gene Ontology annotation, biological process: protein phosphorylation. NCBI's taxonomy places the organism in Eukaryota, Viridiplantae, Streptophyta, Magnoliopsida, Poales, Poaceae. The transcript has 3 exons. Gene Ontology annotation, molecular function: protein kinase activity; ATP binding; protein binding. The record is from RefSeq and is a predicted model, not a curated record. Bases 322 to 3417 code for a protein of 1031 amino acids.
AGACGGUAGUCACCGUGGCCAGACGGGCGGCAACAAUAUUGGCCAGCUCAUAAAGCUACAGCAGCAGUAAGAAACAAGAGACGUCCCAAGUGGCGGAAGGUUCCGUCUUCAGGACUAGUCUGGACAGCGGUCAAGAUAAGGUGUGAGUGGUGACAAUACAGUGUGUGGCGCAAACCUGCUGUAAAACCUGCAUUUAAACCGCCGGGGCCUGAGCCAGCUGGGCAUCGAAAUCUAAGUACAAACCACCGGCAAAGCCAAGCUGCCAAAGCUGCCGUUUUGUGCGCUCCUGUCGAGCAGAGCUGCAGAGGUACAACGGGGUUCAUGUCUGACCAAUCCGUGAAACUCAACAUGCUUCUUCUGCUGGCGUUUCUGCUGCUGUCUUAUGGAGCUGGCAAUGCCCGUUGCUCAACUGUUCAUGCGAACAUCACAGACAUUCUCUCCUUGCUCCGAUUCAAAAGGUCCACCCACGAUCCAACAGGUUCCUUGAGGAACUGGAACCGAAGCAUCCAUUACUGCAAGUGGAAUGGUGUCUCCUGCAGCUUACUGAAUCCAGGGCGGGUGGCGGCUUUGGAUCUCCCUGGCCAAAACUUGUCAGGUCAAGUCAACCCUUCUCUUGGGAACAUAACGUUCCUUAAGCGCCUGAAUUUGUCCUCCAAUGGCUUCUCCGGCCAGUUACCUCCUCUGAGUCAGCUCCAUGAGCUGACGCUUCUUGACAUGAGCUCUAACUUAUUCCAAGGGAUAAUCCCCGAUUCACUCACACAAUUUUCGAACCUACAGCUCCUGAAUUUGUCCUACAAUGGCUUCUCCGGCCAGUUACCUCCUCUGAACCAGCUUCCCGAGCUGGUGGUUCUUGACUUGAAAUCCAAUUUAUUCCAAGGGAUAAUCCCCGACUCACUCACAAACUGUUCGAACCUCACGUUUGUGGAUCUUUCAAGAAACAUGCUAGAAGGCUCAAUCCCGGCGAAAAUAGGUUCGCUUUACAAUCUAAUGAAUUUAGACCUUUCUAGGAAUAAACUCACCGGGGUCAUACCACCAACCAUCAGCAAUGCCACCAAGCUACAAUUUCUCAUUCUUCAAGAAAAUGAACUAGAGGGAAGCAUACCCAGUGAGCUUGGACAAUUGUCCAACAUGAUCGGCUUUACUGUUGGUAGCAAUAGGCUCUCAGGUCAAAUACCAGCAUCAAUCUUUAAUCUUACUUUGCUCCGAGUGCUAGGCUUGUACGCAAAUAGACUACAAAUGGCGGCACUGCCACUUGACAUUGGCCACACCCUCCCUAAUCUCCAAAAUAUUACUUUGGGCCAAAACAUGCUUGAAGGUCCUAUCCCAGCGUCGCUAGGUAACAUUUCAAGCCUGCAAUUAAUAGAGUUAUCUAAUAACAGUUUCACUGGAGAAAUUCCUAGUUUCGGAAAGCUACAGAAACUUGUAUACCUAAACCUUGCGGACAAUAAGCUGGAGUCAAGUGACAGCCAAAGAUGGGAAUCUUUAUAUGGACUAACAAACUGCAGUCAUCUAAAAUCGCUCAGAUUCAAGAAUAAUCAGCUGAAAGGAGUCAUACCAAAUUCGGUAGGUAAAUUGUCCCCUAAACUUGAACUUCUACAUCUGGGUGGAAACAAUCUAUCAGGAAUAGUUCCUUCAAGCAUAGGAAACCUUGAUGGCUUAAUAGAUUUGGAUCUUAGCACAAACAGUUUCAAUGGUACAAUUGAAGGAUGGGUAGGAAGUCUUAAAAAACUACAAUCUCUAGAUCUUCAUGGAAACAAUUUCGUUGGAGCCAUUCCACCCUCUUUUGGCAACCUUACUGAGCUAACAUAUCUGUAUUUAGCAAAAAAUGAAUUUGAAGGGACCAUACCUCCCAUUCUCGGGAAACUUAAAAGACUCUCAGCCAUGGACCUUAGCUAUAAUAAUCUUCAAGGUGACAUUCCUCCAGAACUCAGUGGGCUUACACAACUCCGUACACUGAAUCUUUCAUCUAACAGACUUACAGGAGAAAUUCCUGUUGAUCUGAGCCAGUGUCAAGACCUGGUAACCAUCCAAAUGGACCAUAAUAACUUGACGGGUGACAUUCCAACCACUUUUGGUGACCUUAUGAGCUUGAACAUGCUCAGCCUUUCCUAUAAUGAUUUAUCAGGGGCCAUCCCUGUAAGUCUUCAACAUGUCAGCAAGUUGGACUUAUCUCAUAAUCACCUCCAAGGAGAAAUCCCACCAGAAGGAGUGUUUAGGAAUGCCUCAGCCGUUUCGCUUGCUGGCAAUUCAGAGCUUUGUGGAGGGGUGUCGGAACUGCAUAUGCCUCCAUGCCCAGUUGCUUCUCAGAGAACUAAGAUACGAUAUUACUUGAUCAGGGUAUUGAUACCAUUAUUUGGCUUCAUGUCGCUCCUAUUAUUGGUCUACUUUCUAGUCCUCGAGAGGAAAAUGAGAAGAACAAGAUAUGAAUCACAGGCUCCUUUGGGUGAGCAUUUCCCUAAAGUUUCUUACAAUGAUCUGGUUGAAGCAACAAAGAACUUUUCCGAGUCUAACCUGCUUGGGAAAGGAAGCUAUGGUACAGUGUACAAGGGAAACUUGGUGCAGCAUAAGUUGGAAGUGGCAGUGAAGGUUUUUAACCUUGAGAUGCAAGGCGCGGAGAGAAGCUUCAUGCCAGAAUGUGAAGCGCUGAGAAGCGUUCAACACCGGAAUCUUGUUUCCAUCAUAACUGCAUGUUCUACUGUUGAUAGCGACGGUAGAGCUUUCAGGGCCCUAAUUUACGAGUUCAUGCCCAAGGGGAACUUGGACACGUGCCUUCAUCACAAGGGGGACGGCAAAGCUGAUAAGCAUCUGACUUUAACUCAAAGAAUCGGCAUAGCUGUCAACAUAGCAGAUGCACUGGACUAUUUACAUAAUGACAGCGAAAACCCCAUCAUCCAUUGUGAUCUGAAGCCCAGCAAUAUUCUUCUUGAUGAGGACAUGGUUGCUCAUUUGGGGGAUUUCGGUAUUGCAAGGAUUUUUCUUGAUUCUGGGCUAAGACCAGCAAGCUCGACGAGUUCAAUUGGUGUAAAAGGAACGAUAGGCUAUAUCCCACCAGAGUACGGCGGGGGAGGCCGUAUAUCUACUUCUGGGGAUGUCUACAGUUUUGGGAUAGUGCUGCUGGAGAUGUUGACUGGCAAAAGGCCAACAGAUCCUAUGUUUAUGGAUGGACUGGACAUCGUCAACUUCGUGGGCAACAAGUUUCCACAUCAAAUACAUGAAGUGAUUGACAUUUAUCUAAAAGGAGAGUGCGAGUCAGAAGAUUCGGUUCAUCAGUGCCUCGUGUCUCUGCUGCAAGUAGCAGUCUCCUGCACACACUCCAUCCCCGGCGAAAGAGCGAACAUUAGAGAUACAGCUAGCAAGCUCCAGGAAAUUAAGGCGUCAUAUCUUGGAAGGAAGGCAAAGAUAAAUCCUUCAGUUUAAUUACUUAACUACAACUACUACAUAUACUUCCCGGCAGAAAGAAAGAAAAACUACUGCAUAUAGGAUAGGCCAUGCAGAUGUUUCAAACACUCACAUCGAGUGUUGCUACUUUCCUGAAGGUGUUAUCUUCUUUUUUUGUGAGUUCUUGAUGUUAGAAUAUGAUAUGUGUUUAAAGAUAGAGAUAAAAAGUAGGGGUCGAGUAGGUUUAAACCAUUUAUUACUUGUUUUGUAUUUCAAGUCUCUACCCCCUCAUGUAUUCUUAAAGUCGCCCUUUAUCGAAAAGAAAAAAACCCUCAUGUAUUUUAUA